ACGCUUCUUUUGCUUGCUCUCCUUCUCCACUCUCCAAUCUCCAUGGCUGCCCCUUCUCUUCUUCCGCUGCUUCUAGCUCUCACCUCACUCUCUCUACCAACCAUCUUCUCGUCCUCUUCCUCCUCGUCGUCGCCGUGCUCUUUCCCGGCCAUUUUCAACUUCGGGGACUCGAACUCCGACACAGGCGGCAUGUCGGCGGCCUUCUCCACCGUCUCUGCGCCCAACGGGGAGACCUUCUUCGGAGCGCCGGCUGGGAGAUACUGCGACGGUCGCCUCGUCAUCGAUUUCAUCGCUCAGGCACUUGGACUUCCUUUUAUCAGCGCAUACCUUGAUUCAAUGGGAACAAAUUUCUCCCAUGGUGCUAAUUUUGCUACGGCCGGAUCAACCAUCCUAAGACAAAACACAACUUUCUUCCAAACUGGUUACAGCCCCUUCUCUUUGGAUGUGCAGUUCCACCAGUUUGAGCAGUUCAAAACUAGAUCCCUGCUAGCUCACACCAACGGAGCCAUCUUCAAAGAUUUGUUACCUCCAGAAAAAUACUUCUCGCAGGCUUUGUAUACCUUCGAUAUUGGCCAAAAUGACCUCACUUCAGGCUAUGUCAGCAACCUGACAACUGAGCAAGUUAAAGAAACCAUCCCUGUCAUCCUCGGCAAAUUUACUGAUGCUGUCAAGAAUGUUUAUCAACUUGGCGGGCGAUACUUUUGGAUCCAUAAUACAGGACCAUUUGGCUGCCUGCCUUAUGUUCUAGCUGGAUACGCUCUUAGAGCUCCUGAGGUUGACUCUAUUGGUUGUGGAGCUCCAUUCAAUGAAGUGGCUCAACGAUUCAAUGCUAAACUUAACAAAACUGUAAUGCGACUCAGAAAGUCAUUUCCUAGUGCCGUGUUCACCUACGUUGAUGUCUACACCAUCAAGUACUCGCUCAUAAGCCAAGCGGAAAGGCUCGGGUUUGAACAACCUUUUGUGGCUUGCUGUGGGCAUGGAGGGAAGUACAACUUCGACGUGCGGUACAGUUGUGGAGCUACAAAGAAAGUCCACAACACCAAGGUUAUCAUCUCAAACACAUGCGAGGAUCCUUCAAAGAGGAUAUGUUGGGAUGGAUAUCACUACUCGGAGGCAGCUAACAAAUGGGUGUUUGAUCAUAUUGUGGAUGGCGCCUUUUCGGACCCGCCAAAUCCAGUAACAAUGGCUUGCAGAAGGCAGUAGCCUUACCGAGAGUGACUUUUGCAAGCAGGUCGCCACUCUCCGGCCAUGAUUUCUUUUCUUGCGGUUCAAUUUUUAGGAAUCUCAUGUGGCUUGGUCAAAGAAAAAUCAAAAAAAUUUGAUUACCUUCUUGCAAUGUUAUUGUUGAAUUCUACCUCAAAGGCAAUUGAUUAAAACUUUAAUCCUUGACA
Messenger RNA from Zingiber officinale, 1391 nucleotides. RefSeq names its product GDSL esterase/lipase ACHE-like. Lineage: Eukaryota; Viridiplantae; Streptophyta; Magnoliopsida; Zingiberales; Zingiberaceae. The record is from RefSeq and is a predicted model, not a curated record. Gene Ontology annotation, molecular function: hydrolase activity, acting on ester bonds. The transcript is spliced from 5 exons. Bases 43 to 1203 code for a protein of 386 amino acids.